This is a messenger RNA of Solanum stenotomum, 540 nucleotides long. RefSeq lists its product as uncharacterized. The transcript has 2 exons. The record is from RefSeq and is a predicted model, not a curated record. Lineage: Eukaryota; Viridiplantae; Streptophyta; Magnoliopsida; Solanales; Solanaceae. The coding region runs from base 1 to 540 and encodes 179 amino acids.
AUGCUGGUUACGAGAACGAGUAAAAGUACUGGUAAGCGUGUAAAUGUGGCUGCCCAAGAAGUUGUUGGCCAUGGCCAAAGGCAAGAAGGUGUAGUUGCAGGUACUAGUGGUGAAGAUAGAGCAACUGGCACGCGGAUACGUGAUUUCCUUAAUUUGGACCCUCUAUCAUUCCCUGGGUCAGAUCGUAAUGAAGAUCCACAAGACUUUAUAGAUCAGAUCCAACACACUUUUGAUGUUAUGCAUGUGAGUGGCAAAGAAGCACUCAAGCUAGCAGCAUAUGGAUUAAAGGGUGUGGCUAUAUUUUGGUAUGAUGCUUGGAAGCAAUUUAGGGGAACAGAUGCACCUUCAGCUACAUGGAAAGAGUUCAAAAAGGCAUUCCUUGACCAUUACCUUCCAUUGGAUAUCCUAGAGGCUCGUGCAGAUCAGUUCUUAAAUCUCUACCAAGGAAGUAUGAGUGUGAGAGAGUACAGUCUCAAAUUUAAUUCCUUGGCCAAGUAUGCUCGUAAUGUAGUAGCUAAUAUGGAGGAUAGAGUGCAUUGA